Messenger RNA from Sardina pilchardus (European sardine), 1939 nucleotides. RefSeq names its product leucine rich repeat transmembrane neuronal 4 like 1 (gene lrrtm4l1). Lineage: Eukaryota; Metazoa; Chordata; Actinopteri; Clupeiformes; Clupeidae. The record is from RefSeq and is a predicted model, not a curated record. Gene Ontology annotation, molecular function: protein binding. Gene Ontology annotation, cellular component: extracellular matrix. The transcript is spliced from 4 exons.
AUGGCCGCCCUGUGGGCUUUGGUCACGCAGUCGGCUCUGAUUCUGAUUGCGCUGACCUCCUGGGGGACAGGAGCGCACUUCACCUUUAAUCAGAGCCGCCAAUCUACUCUGGCCUCCCACCGGCCCACACAAGGCGUCCCUGGGAGCUGCCGGAGCCGCGCCACACGUUCUGUGACGGUGAGGCAGCAACUGCUGUGUGUCCUGCUGCAGGCUCUCUUCAGCCUGCUGCUGCUGCGGCCCGCGUCCGGCGAGCGCUCGUGUCCGGUCAGCUGUCGCUGCGAGGGCAAGAUCGUCCACUGCGACUCGCUGGCCUUCCCGGAGGUCCCGGAGAACAUCUCGGUGGGCUGCCAGGGCUUGUCGCUGCGCUCCAACCAGCUGCACGCCCUGCUGCCCUACCAGUUCGCGCACCUGAACCAGCUGCUGUGGCUCUACCUGGACCACAACCAGGUCGCCCAGGUGGACAGCCGCGCCUUCCAGGGCCUGCGGCGCAUCAAGGAGAUCGUCCUGAGCACCAAUCAGAUCUCGCAGCUCCACAACGCCACCUUCCACGGCGUGCCCAACCUGCGCAGCCUGGACCUGUCCUACAACAAGCUGGAGUCGCUGCCGCCCGGGCUGCUCCACGGCCUGCGCAAGCUCCAGAACCUCCACCUGCGCUCCAACCUCCUGCGGGACCUGCCGCUGCGGGUGUUCCUGGAGUGCCGCAGCCUGGAGUUCCUGGACCUGGGCUACAACCGGCUGCGCGUGCUGACGCGCACCAUGUUCCUGGGCCUGUCGCGCCUCAUGGAGCUGCACCUGGAGCACAACCAGUUCUCCCGCAUCAACUUCUUCCUGUUCCCGCGGCUCACCAACCUGCGCGCGCUCUACCUGCAGUGGAACCGGAUCCGCGGGGUCAACCAGGGCCUGCCCUGGGCCUGGCACACCAUGCAGAAGCUGGACCUCUCCGGGAACGAGAUCCAGGCGCUGGACCCCGUGGUGUUCCAGUGCCUGCCCAACCUGCAGGUGCUCAACCUGGAGUCCAACAAGCUGGCCAACGUGUCGCAGGAGACGGUGGUGGCCUGGGACUCGCUGACCGCCAUCAGCCUGGCGGGCAACACGUGGGACUGCGGCCCGGGCAUCUGCCCGCUGGUCAACUGGCUGCGCAACUUCCGCGGCACCAAGGACACGAGCAUCAUCUGCAGCACGCCCAAGCACCUGCAGGGGGAGAAGGUUCUGGAGGCCACGCGGUACCUGGCCGACUGCGAGGACACGGAGCUCUACGAGAGCACCACCUUCCCGCCGGCCAUAGAGCCCGACACGCCCGAACCCACCCCUGAGCCGACCACCCCCUACACCAGCCCUCUUGCCCCCCUGCGGCCCCCUGCCACCCCGACCCCCAGACCUCCCAUGGCGCCGCCGCCGCUCCCCCAGCCGAACGCCCCGAGCCGCAGCGGAUCAGACCAGCGCGCCCCUCGUCCACCCCCUCGCCCGAGAGCCUCCCGCUGACUCUCCCCCCCCCGGGAGCCCGACCGCAUCUCCUUCCACAAGGUGGUGGUGGGCAGCGUGGCGCUGUUCUUCUCCGUCUCGCUCGUCUCCACGGUGGUGUACGUGUUCUGGAAGCGGCUGCCGGGCCUGGCGCGUCUGUUCCAGCAGCGGGCGGCCGUGGGCCGCAAGCGGCGGAAAAAGAGCCCGGAGCCGGAGCAGAACCUGAGCUCCCAGCUCCAGGAGUACUACAUGAGCUACAACCCGGCCGCUGCGCCCGAGAGCAUGGACGUGCUGGCCAACGGGGGCACGGGCGCGUGCACGUGCACCAUCUCGGGCUCGAGGGAAUGCGAGAGUGAGUUCCCCUGCCCCAGACCACUGCCGGGCUCCUGGCUGGGCGAUAUGUCCUCCUUGCACUAGAGGGUCGUCCCAAUCAGCUGCUCCGCUGAACCAGUGGCCAAGAGGAGAGAGCCGGGAGAAG